AUGGCGAAGAAAGUGGUGCAACAGAGGAUGAUUGCGGUAGUGGUGCGAGGCCUGGAGGAGGCACAGCCAGGAGCCGAUCGCUUGCGCAGCAGUGCCAUGCCACCCGACAAAAAACGCGCGCCGGCGCCGGCAACCACACCGAGCUCUCCAAGUGUGGCAGUUGGGCCUCGUCAGGCCCGCAGCGCCAAAAAGGCCGCUGACUCUCCUGGGCCGAGUCCCAUCGAUGCCCGUCCCGCCGGCAGCCAGGCAGCAGCAAACAGCGACAUCAUUACCAUCUGGGUCGUAAACGACCAGGAGAUUAUCAAAAGUGUCAACGUCCACCGAGACUUUGCCCUUCAGAAUCUAAUCGAACCCUUCUGCCGCGCCGUCAACCGCAAAGAGGGCGGCAUGUGGCUGCUCUUCAAGGGAACGCCCAUCCCUUUGCAGGCCACUCCUCGCAAGCUUGCAAUGAGCAACGGGGAGGCGUUAAGGAUGACAAGGCUGCGCGGCUUCCACUUUUACUACUUCGUCGCCAAACUUUGCUUGGACUUGCUGAUGCUGGUCGUUAUGUACUUGUUUUGUACUGCGCAUUGGAAUGUGCUGCUCUCUCCCUCUGGUGACCUUCCAGACCCCGAGCUGCCGGUGGUUAGGCUGGCGGUUUGGUGCAAAGUCCAACUGCUGCGGCUGGUCAUGUGA
Gaeumannomyces tritici R3-111a-1 is the source of this 675-nucleotide messenger RNA. RefSeq lists its product as hypothetical. The transcript has 3 exons. Bases 1 to 675 code for a protein of 224 amino acids. The record is from RefSeq and is a predicted model, not a curated record. NCBI's taxonomy places the organism in Eukaryota, Fungi, Ascomycota, Sordariomycetes, Magnaporthales, Magnaporthaceae.